Bombyx mandarina (wild silkworm) is the source of this 1855-nucleotide messenger RNA. It is a transcript of the gene phtm, whose product is annotated as cytochrome P450 enzyme phantom. The record is from RefSeq and is a predicted model, not a curated record. Gene Ontology annotation, biological process: xenobiotic metabolic process. Gene Ontology annotation, cellular component: intracellular membrane-bounded organelle; cytoplasm. Lineage: Eukaryota; Metazoa; Arthropoda; Insecta; Lepidoptera; Bombycidae. Gene Ontology annotation, molecular function: iron ion binding; heme binding; steroid hydroxylase activity.
GUCCGAAUCUAAUAGUUGUAGUUAACGUGGUGACGCUGCGCUCACUUCAUACCGAUUAUUGGUCUCUACUACAUAUUUGGCUUACUCGUUUUAACGAUACCCAACUAAUAUCAACUGUAUCUAUCAAGUAAUAUGGACCUUUAUUUUAUUUGGCUGGUAACGUUCGUGGCUGGGUUUUGGAUUUUCAAAAAAAUAAAGGAAUGGCAGAAUUUGCCCCCCGGACCUUGGGGGUUACCUAUCGUCGGUUAUUUGCCUUUCAUUGAUCGCUAUCAUCCACAUAUCACCUUGACAAAUUUGUCUAAAACAUACGGAGCUAUUUACGGUCUCAAAAUGGGCAGCAUAUAUGCUGUAGUGUUAUCUGAUCAUAAACUUGUAAGAGAUACGUUCUCAAAAGACAGUUUUUCUGGACGAGCACCUCUUUACUUAACACAUGGCCUUAUGAAUGGAAAUGGAAUUAUUUGUGCCGAAGGCGGUUUGUGGAGGGACCAAAGGAAAUUAAUAACAUCGUGGUUGAAAAGUUUUGGAAUGAGUAAGCACAGUGUUUCCCGAGAAAAAUUGGAAAAACGAAUCGCUUCAGGAGUAUACGAAAUUUUGGAAAAUAUCGAAAAAACUUCUGAUGCUGCCUUGGACCUUCCUCAUAUGCUGACGAAUUCUUUAGGAAACGUUGUCAAUGAGAUAAUAUUCGGCUUUAAGUUUCCACCUGAAAAUAAAACAUGGCAAUGGUUUCGUCAAAUACAGGAGGAAGGAUGCCAUGAGAUGGGAGUCGCAGGUGUUGUAAACUUCUUGCCCUUUAUACGCCAUGUUUCGCCAUCAACACGAAAAACAAUUGAAGUUCUAGUCCGUGGACAGGCACAGACGCAUACUUUGUACGCAAGCAUGAUAGAUAGACGAAGAAAAAUGUUGGGCUUAGAGAAGCCUAAGGGAGCCGAAUAUGCUCCUCACGAAAACCUUUUAAAACUAUAUCCAAAUGGCCAUAUCAAAUGCAUAAAAUACAGCAAAGUCUCUCCGAACACCGAGCAUUUCUUUGAUCCCAAUACUCUUAUUCCGACUGAAGGAGAUUGCAUACUGGAUAAUUUUCUGUUGGAGCAAAAGAAACGAUUUGAGAGUGGAGACCCAACGGCACUGUAUAUGAGAGAUGAACAGUUACAUUUUCUACUAGCGGAUAUGUUCGGUGCCGGACUGGAUACUACAUCGGUGACUUUAGCUUGGUUUUUGCUAUACAUGGCUUUGUUUCCAGAAGAACAGGAAGAAAUACGUAAAGAAAUCUUAUCCGUAUAUCCAUAUGACGAUGAUGUUGAUAGUUCAAGGUUACCUCUUCUUAUGGCAGCAAUCUGUGAAACUCAGAGGAUUCGAUCGAUUGUUCCAGUGGGAAUACCCCAUGGUUGUAUAGAGGACGCUUACUUGGGUAACUACAGAAUCCCAAAAAAUGCCAUGGUGAUCCCAUUGCAGUGGGCUAUUCACAUGGAUCCUAAUGUUUGGGAAGAACCAGAAAAAUUCAAACCGCGUAGAUUUUUGGCUCAGGAUGGUAGUCUACUUAAGCCUCAAGAAUUCAUUCCGUUUCAAACUGGUAAGCGGAUGUGUCCGGGUGACGAACUGUCCCGUAUGUUGUCGUGUGGCCUCGUAAGUAGACUAUUCAGAAAGCAGCGUAUUCGACUCGCAUCAAAAAUACCGACAGCAGAAGAGAUGCGUGGAACCGUCGGUGUUACGUUGGCACCUCCUCCGGUGAAAUACUAUUGCGAACCAAUUUAAUGACUAAAAUUUUAUUUGAAUUCGCUUUUUAUUAAAGUAGCGUUCAAUAACAUUAGUUGUAGAUCUUUAUGUAACUUUUGUUUCACGGAAUAUACCUUUUAUCAUU